AUGGCGACGAACCGCAACGUAACGCGCACGCCGCAGGAUAUCAAGCUCCAGGCAUGCCUCACUGAUGCAGAUGCCGUCAGCGAGUACCGCUUCCUCGUCGACGGAAAGGACAUCAAGUACAUCACGGUUGACCCAGGAGUCUUCCCUGCCGACGAUAUUUCAUUCGAGCCAGCCCUCAAAGCCCGGCUGCCCAUUUUCCCACCAGGCAACUGGAACGAGGGCCAUAUUACAAAGGAUGCCACAACUGGGGACGCAGUCUUUGCUACCAUUCUGCGGCGUAAUCUCCCGGGGGUCCAGAAUGUUUGGCACAAAAUUAAAAUCGACCAUCUGCAGCUGACGUGGACCGGCCGUCUUCGGCAGAACGUUCGCAUCGUUACUUGCCCUGAAUUUGACCACUCGGCCGUAUACAAGUUUGCCGAGUUCCCGUGGCAGAUUCCCAAUAUUGAGUCAGAAACUGCAGCCUAUGGAUGGAUCGAUGGCCACGAUAUUGGGCCACGGUUUCUGGGACACGUCACCGAGGCGGGUAGGGUGAUUGGCUUUUUGAUCGAGAAGGUCGCAGGACACACGGCGACCGUUGCAGAUUUAGACGCAUGCCAACAUGUUCUAAGAGAGUUGCACUUACUUAGACUCAAACACGGGGAUGUCAACAAGCACAAUUUUCUAAUCAAGGAAGGGGGAGAGGCAGUGUUGAUCGAUUUCGAGGCCACAGGCAGAUGUGAGGACGAGCAGGAAUGUUCGACAGAGCUUGAGACAGUAUUAAAACAACUAGAGGCGGACGACGGGAGAGGGGGUGUUAUUGAGGAGGGAUAG
This is a messenger RNA of Grosmannia clavigera kw1407, 810 nucleotides long. RefSeq names its product alpha-galactosidase a precursor. The record is from RefSeq and is a predicted model, not a curated record. NCBI's taxonomy places the organism in Eukaryota, Fungi, Ascomycota, Sordariomycetes, Ophiostomatales, Ophiostomataceae. The transcript has a single exon. Bases 1 to 810 code for a protein of 269 amino acids.